Messenger RNA from Pantherophis guttatus, 1062 nucleotides. NCBI's taxonomy places the organism in Eukaryota, Metazoa, Chordata, Lepidosauria, Squamata, Colubridae. The record is from RefSeq and is a predicted model, not a curated record.
ACUGAAACACCAAGAAAAAUAAAUGGUAGCGAUGAAGUACUUCCAAUUUCUCUAUGUAAUGACCAUUGCUCCCCCGGAUACUGGAAGAAAGGAAUGGAAGGAAAACAAUUCUGUUGCUACGACUGUGUUCCAUGUCCAGAAGGGAAGAUUUCAAAUCAAAAGGAUAUGGAUGACUGUUUUGAAUGUCCAGAAGAUCAUUAUCCAAAUAAAGAAAAGAAUGGAUGCAUCCUGAAACUGCUGGUCUUUCUAACUUUUAAAGAAACCUUAGGAAUUGGUUUGGCCUCAACUGCUCUUUGUUUCUUCUUCUUGACAGCUUGGGUACUUGGAACAUUUAUUAAGCACAGGGAGACUCCCAUUGUCAAAGCCAACAAUCGGUCCCUCACCUACACCCUCCUUGUCUCUCUUCUGCUCUGUUUUCUCUCCUCUUUGUUGUUCCUCAGCCAGCCUGGCAAGGUGACCUGCCUUCUCCGACAAUCAGCUUUUGGCAUCACCUUCUCAGUGGCCAUUUCUAGCGUCCUGGCCAAAACCAUCACUGUCGUUGUAGCUUUCAUGGCCACUAAACCGGGAUCUCAGAUGAGGAAAUGGGUGGGGAAAAGAUUGUCCUUUUCUAUUGUCCUUUCAUGCUCUCUAUUAGAAGUAUGUAUUUGUAUUCUUUGGUUGUCAACAUCUCCCCCAUUCCCUGAGUUGGACAUGCACUCAGAGAUCCAAGAAAUGAUUUUACAAUGCAAUGAGGGAUCAGCUUUCUUCUUCUACUGUGUCUUGGGCUACAUGGGUAUCUUGGCCAGCGCCAGCUUUAUUGUAGCUUUUCUUGCCCGUAAAUUACCUGACAGCUUUAAUGAAGCCAAGUUCAUCACCUUCAGCAUGUUGGCCUUUUGCAGUGUUUGGAUCUCCUUCUUUCCAGCCUAUCUGAGCACAAAAGGCAAAGCCAUGGUAGCUGUGGAGGUCUUCUCCAUCUUGGCCUCCAGCGCUGCAUUACUAGGAUGCAUAUUCCUGCCAAAGUGCUACAUCAUUGUUUUGCGGCCUAAACUCAACCACAGGGAGCAACUCUUGAAGAGAAAAUAA